This is a messenger RNA of Gekko japonicus, 1128 nucleotides long. RefSeq names its product receptor (G protein-coupled) activity modifying protein 2 (gene RAMP2). The transcript has 4 exons. NCBI's taxonomy places the organism in Eukaryota, Metazoa, Chordata, Lepidosauria, Squamata, Gekkonidae. The record is from RefSeq and is a predicted model, not a curated record. Gene Ontology annotation, biological process: angiogenesis; protein localization to plasma membrane; cellular response to hormone stimulus. Gene Ontology annotation, molecular function: coreceptor activity. Gene Ontology annotation, cellular component: cell surface; signaling receptor complex; membrane. The coding region runs from base 111 to 677 and encodes 188 amino acids.
CUCUACCAGCGCUGCUGGAGGAAAGGAGGCGCUUCCUGUUAUUCCGAUUCAAAUCUCGAGCCGGACAGGAGGGAACAGGCAGCAGUGCCGGGCCAGGAGGGGACGCGAGGAUGAGCCCCCCGGGCUGGCCCUUCCAGCGGCUUCUGCUGCUCCUUGUGGGAGCUUCAGUGCUGGGCGCUCAUUCGGAGACCACAGUGACCCCACACAAUGCCAGCUACUCUCUGGAAGAAGACAAGUCAAAUGCCACAGCUCUGGAGCUUGAUGUGGAGAGCUAUAAACACAUGAUGAAGUUCCUCAAGGACUAUCCUAUGUUUCAAGAGGCCCUGUAUCGAUUCCGAGCCAAAGAGUGCUGGGAUAGGUUUGUUCAGCAGAUGGCCAAUGUCAGCGCCCUGCUUUUGUGUCAAUGGAGCGUCGUCAGCAGGCCAUACGCCAUCCUGACCCACUGCCUGGAAGAGUGGGCAGACAACCUGGAGUACGGCUACCCCAACGCCUUGGCAGAGGGUUACGUCGUCUGGGGCCACCGCACGUACUUCCUCAACUGCACCCUGGAGCGCCCCCUCCUCCUGGACCCUCCUGAAAACGUCCUGCUGACCCUGAUCCUCACUCCCAUCUGCCUCAUCCCUCUGUUGGUCACCCUGGUCGUGCUGAAGAGCAAGGAUGGUGAGAUGCAGGCAUGAGGCCCCACCUCCUCGUAGCGCCUUGAGACCCGGCUCCCACAUCCCCACCCUGGGGGCCGGCAGCCCACCCAAUCCCAGCACAAAGCAGAUGCCCCCCACAGAUGAACUGCUGCCCUGGGGACGUAAUCUGGCCGCACUCAGCGCUCAGCAUCGUCUGGGCACCUUAUAACUUGUGCUAAAAGAGAACCGACCAAGGGUUGUGGCCAAAUCCCUCCCCUGCCAGGUCCCACCACACAGAGGCUGGGGAAGUGCUCACGGCAGAUGCGCCUGUGGACCAAUCGGCUCAGCAGCUGACGCUUCCAGACCCCUGUAAGGAGAAGUCAUAAUGAAGGAGGCAAAGACUACAGAGUAGACCUGAGUCAAGCUGCUUCCACGUGGAGGCAGCUCUCUGUAGCCCUCCUUGUUACUGUGAAGCCACAGCAGGGUUCUUGCCUCAGCCUCCCCCCCCCCC